GGGUGAAGCCGGCCCAGCCCCGCCGCAGCCCGAGCGGGCUGGCCCCGCACCCCCGCCCCGCCCCGCUCCCCCCGCGCAGCCCGGGCGGGUCGGACCGGGCGGGCUCCGGCAGCAGCGCACGAUGGACGUGGCCGUGGACUCGUACCUGGCCGUCUCGCUGCUCUUCACCGUCCUGGCCCUCGUCCUCGCCUCCGUCUUCGUGAGGCUGCGGGGAGGCGCGGGGCAGCAGCCCCGGGAGGCGGCGGAGCCGGCCCGGGAGGGCGGCCCCGGGCCCCGAGCGGCGGCGGAGGGAGCGGGGCCGGGAGCGGGGCCGGAGGGCGAGGCGGGCCGGGUGCCGGUGGAGGAGGUCGGGGCGGGCGAGGAGGGGAAGGAGGCGGCCGGCGAGCCCCGGGAGGCGGCGGCGGAGCCGGAGCCGGAGCCGGGCCCCGCGGCCGAGCCCAGCCCCGCGGCGGCCGAGAGCAUCCCCCGGCAGGCGCCCGCCGAGCGCCGGCAGCCCGGGCACCGGGAGGAUGCGGAGAGCAAGAUACCACCUUUGGGUGCCUCACCUGGGUCCAGCCUCGGGCACACGGAACAAGCAGAGGAUGGAUGCGGCCACGCGGCGCUCGCCAGCAAGGCAGAGGAGGAAGAUCCGGACUCAGAAAACGAGAAGCUGGUGGUGAAAGAGCCAGGGGAUGAGGAUGCUGCAGAUGAGACAUUCUCUUUUAAAUACAGCCCUGGAAAGCUGAGGGGAAACCAGUACAAGUCAAUGAUGACCAAAGAAGAACUCGAGGAAGAACAAAGGAUUGAGCUGACCUCUGAUCUCACAUCUCUGUAGCAAAUACCUUAGGUCCUCGGCUGCAAACAUUCUUGCAAAUCUUUUUGAACUGAAGACUAUAUGAAGUUGUCCCUAGCCUCCUCCUAAAGGCAUCCCUUGGCAUCUUUAAAGGCUUGAGAGAAAUACCAAAACCAACCAAACACACCCAUAAGAGAAAUCCAUAAACCCUCAAAACUUGGGAUCCCCUCUUGGUCUGAAGUUGAGUUCUUCAAAAACUCCUGUGGUGUCAAGUUUGAGGAGAUCCUGUUGUGUGGCUCCAUGGAUUGGGGCUGGGCCCAAGCAGUGACUGGAGUUGUGUUUGGGGGACUGGGACGUCCUAGGAUAUGAACCUUCUUCCCCCUCCCCCAAACAGAACCCAGAUUGGAUAUGAAAUAUGCAGCGAGUCUAUUAGUUGUGUUCAUUACCAUGUAUUAGGCCUGCCAUGAAAUCCGUGUUGUUCCUUUAUUGGGGUGGGUGAGCCAUAGCUCUUCUCCCAGACCAGCCUGGACCUUAUACCAGACUAUGAAGUUGUUUCUUCCUGGGGCCAAACUUGUCUUUAUUGCUGAGGAUGGGAACUGCCCAUGAUUUCAAAUGUUGUACAACGCUGCUUUAUUCUGAGGAGUGGAGGGACAAAGUGGCGUCCCAGUGAGAGAUGGCAGAUGGUAGCUGGAUUGACUCAAAUCUUGCUUCUGUAGUUACUUUAGCAGAGAGCUGAUUUCUGUAGGUAGACAGAAUGACUUGAGAAGUGAUGAAGAUUGAUAGUUUAGCUGUUCUGCUUGUGGUGGAGGUUUAGGAGACCACACUUUGGCUGCUGUUAAUAUCUGGAUUCUCACUUUUCCCUACUCCGGUUCCCAAGAGGAGAGACCCAAGGAGGUAGCUAUGGGGUGAGGGGUUCCGUCUGGCUCAGGAUGAGAUUGUGGGGGUCCUGGAACAGACACCCUCCCCAUUCCUCUGCCUGCUUGCUGUUCCAGUGCCCCUUCUCUUGCUAGCCCUGUGGCUUGCCCACUGGAGCCAGAGCUCCGCAUCGCCCCUCAGCUCUGUCACUUAGAGAAGAUGAAUUCGGCUGGGCGUGUGUACCUGCUUCAGACAUAGCAGGUUUCAAAUCAACCGCAGCUGGUUUGUAAGAGAAGAGGGCCUAUGUCCUCUAACGACGUUGUAGGAACACCAGGCUGGGUGGGAAUGUGUCCUUCAAAGUUGCUCUCUCACUGCAGGACAACUGCCUCCUGGCUGACGCUGCAAACAUAUCAGAAACCCAACAGGCUGCUUUUUGUUUUUUCUUUUCUCCUUUUUAAUUCCUAUGCAGACAAUACUUGAAACCUUGUACACAGUUGUCCUUUCCAGCGCCUAGGGGUGGCAAACUCUUCAUAAAAGGGCUUAUUUAAAGAACAGCAGGAGGCUUCAGCUUUAGAAGAGGCUGGGCUGCCCCUUCCCAGCCGACAACUGCAAGCGUGUUCAGUGGUUUGCAUAUGAAUUUAGGCACAUCUGGACCCUCUGCUUCAACAUCCCACCGGUAUAGCCGCUGUCUCCCCUCGGUGCUGGCUAGCUGACUGUGUCCCGAGCACCCAACUAUGCAAAGAAUGCCUUAUAUACAUUGUGUUUAAGUAACAUGGCAAUAUGUACAUCGAGCAAAGUCUAUAGUUGAGUCCAGAUUUUUGCUAGUGGCAGUGAGUCAAACUAUUUCUUCAACUCAAAUGGCUGUCUGGGUAUUUUUUACUUUCGUUUGUUUUGUUUGUUUUGUAUCUGAUGGUGGCUCUUAUACAAAGGACUGUAAUUCUAGUGGCUUGAAUCUGUAAAAAUUGCCUUUGUUUGGUCCAAUAAACCUUUGAAUAGUUUA
Molecule: messenger RNA, 2627 nt
Organism: Phalacrocorax carbo (great cormorant)
Lineage: Eukaryota; Metazoa; Chordata; Aves; Suliformes; Phalacrocoracidae
Source: RefSeq, a predicted model, not a curated record